AUGCAGAGACCACAGCUGGUUCUGGGAGCCCUGGCCCUCUGCUUGUUAACGCCCUCUCGCUCGGAAUCCAACCCCUCCGACGCGGCGGUCGAAGGUCCCGUCCACCGAGUGCCGCUCUCGGCUCUACAGACCUCCGAGUCCGUCUCGUACCACGUCCCCGCCGCACCUCCGGGUUCCAACCAGGGAGGACCGUCGUCCCACCACACACUCUACCAGUCGCAGCAGAGUGUCACCUCCUCUCCCCCGCACCGUCGGUUUCCAGCCAUUGCCAUGCUGUUCCCGACGACGUUAACGCCGUACGCGUCGCCACCUUCCUCGUCCAGUAUUCUCCACCACCACCUCCGAGAGAGUUCGGGCGUUUCCACCAAGUACCAGAGCGCCGAACAGUACGAACCACCGCGACGGCCGUCGACUUCGCAGUUCGGCUCUGAGCUGCCACGUCCCGGACGCCGGGAGCCCCAGCAACAACACCAUCAUCAUCAGCAGCAGCAGUCGCAACACCAGCACACCUACGGUGGCUCAGUGCUGCCUAAGCUCUCUUCGCCGUACAGCAGUUACGCGCAGGGUCUGUCCAUGGACCAGGCGGAGAAGCGGCCUCAAGACUUGUCGGCGUACGAGGCACCUCCGGUCGUACCGGACGCACCCCCGAGGUUCCUCUACGAGCGCCCCCUGGUAGAGCACGAGCGAAGUCACGGGCGGCCCAUGACCUCGCUUGUAGAGUCGUCUCACUACGAGCAACAGCAGCCGCGGGAGAGGCCCUCGCAGCAGCAGCAGCAGCAACAGAGUUCGCUCUACGGCUCGUCCAAGUACGCCACUUCGGCGCAGCUGAGGAACCAGUACGCUCCGCAGGUGGUCACCGAGAAACCCUUAACUUCGCCGCCGCUGUCCAGCUACGUCAGCAGGCCCGUGCCGGAGUCAAGGAUGCCGGUUCAAGAAGAGCAGACGCAGCAGCAACAACAACAACCCUCGAGGAAGUUGCACCCAUCGCAGCCAGAAACUAGUCCCAUCUAUUCCAGAUACGGCAGGAACUCUCAGGAGAACACGCGUCUGGAGGAACCCCGGGGAGAGUCCGCCGAGAAGUCCCAGCCGGCGCCGGCGCCGUACCAGAGCUACCCGAUGGGCCUGUACGGCGCCUCGGACGGCGGCGGACGCAACUCCAGGCGCCGCUACAACCUCGUCUACAUCCCCGUCGACGUCCUCAAGAAGCUCCUCACGGAGGCCGGCUACAAGAAGAAGAAAUAG
This is a messenger RNA of Ixodes scapularis (black-legged tick), 1242 nucleotides long. RefSeq names its product putative cyclin-dependent serine/threonine-protein kinase DDB_G0272797/DDB_G0274007. Bases 1 to 1242 code for a protein of 413 amino acids. The record is from RefSeq and is a predicted model, not a curated record. The transcript is spliced from 3 exons. NCBI's taxonomy places the organism in Eukaryota, Metazoa, Arthropoda, Arachnida, Ixodida, Ixodidae.